This is a messenger RNA of Capsicum annuum, 5960 nucleotides long. RefSeq names its product DNA damage-repair/toleration protein DRT100. The record is from RefSeq and is a predicted model, not a curated record. The transcript has 3 exons. Gene Ontology annotation, molecular function: protein binding. NCBI's taxonomy places the organism in Eukaryota, Viridiplantae, Streptophyta, Magnoliopsida, Solanales, Solanaceae. The coding region runs from base 4741 to 5850 and encodes 369 amino acids.
GUAAAUAAGAUACAGAAUAAGCAAUACCAAAUACUCUUCUUCUCUGCUUCUCCAAUCUUCAUCUUCUUCUCUAUGCUUCCUCUGAGUUCUCAGUCAGCUUCUUGCUGAUGUUCUUCAUUUAAUUCUUGUAAAACUACAUGGUCUCAGAGCCACUCAACUGGUGUUACUAGUUGAACAUUUCGAUCAAAUAUUCCGCUAAAAGAUUGAUACACAAUUCAGUUGAUUCUUGACAAUCUAGAAUGGUAAAUACUGCAAAUGGUGCAGGGUCCCAUGGAUUGGGUGCAGAGCCACAAAGUAGAACUGGUGGCUCACAGAGUCAUGGAAUUGAUCAUAAUCAUCCCCUUUUCCUUCAUUCUUCAGAUGUAAGUGGUGUGCAAAUUAUAUUUUUUCAACUUAUAGGUGCAGAGAAUUAUUCCUUGUGGUACAGAUAUGUGAAAGUAGCAUUGUUAGAAAGAAAUAUACUUGGUCUAGUCGAUGGAACAUGUACUAAUAUAAGUUUUCAGGAUUAGAGAACAAUUGGAAAAGAGUCAAUGCAGUGGUACUGUCAUGAAUCAUGAAUUUUGUAGACAAAAGUUUGCUUAGUGGCAUCAUGUAUGUUUCUUGUGCCCAACAUGUCUGGGAAGAUCUGGUUGAGAGAUACAACAAAAUAGAUGGGUCAAGGACCUUUAAUCUACAUAAGGAGAUCGCCAUACUAACUCAAGGAACCAAUUCUGUAUCUGUUUACUUCACAAGGUUGAAAGGGUUAUGGAAAGAAUUUGAGGCAAUGGUGCCUGCUCCUUCCUGUGAUUGUGACAAAUCCAAGGAAUAUAUGAUACAUUUGCGAAAGCUCAAGUUAUUUCAAUUUCUUAUGGGAUUGAAUAAUAUAUAUAUGCAAGAAAGAUCACAGAUCAUAUUAAUGAGCCCUCUCCCUUAUGUGAAUCAAGCAUAUUCUAUGAUUAUGUCUAGAAAUGAAACAGUUGCAUAUUCUAGAAAUGGAGGUUCUCAAAAGUUCAAGAAAAAUAGCCAUUUGUUUUGUGACUGCAAACUUAAGAAUCAUACUAGGGAGAAUUGCUACAAGUUAGUGGGCUAUCCACAAGAUUCUAAGUUCAAGAAAAGAGGACCUAAUACUGCAUACAAUGCAGUCACUGAACGAGCUAUAUCCCAAGAUUGUGGAAUUCCUAACUAUACUUCUCACUCCACUAACUUGGACAUUGGUCAGCUCUCAAGGCAUGAUUCAUCAUCUAGACAACAAGUUCAACUGGAAAACUACAGUAUCACAAAGGAUCAAUAUCGGCAACUAAUACAGUUUCUGAGUAAAGCACCAGAAUUAGUUCAUUCAGCCAAUGUUGUAAGUAAUAUGACAGGUAUAAAUAGUUGUUUAACUUCCAAUACCAAUGCAUCUAUCAAUCCUACAUGGAUAAUUGAUACAGGUGUUAUCAAUCACAUAGUAGCAGACUUAAAUUUUCUAGACAAAAUAACUGUCCACAGACCUAUUAAUCCAAAGAAAGUAAGUCUACCAAAUGGUGAUAUUUCAUUAGUUGAAUCUAUUGGUUCAAGUACUUUACCUAACAACAAUGUCAUCACUGGAGUGUUCUACUUACCACAUUUCAAGUUCAACUUAUUUUCAGUAUCAAAACUCACUAGGAAACUACAAUGUUCUGCUACCUUUUUCCCUAACUUUUGUGUUUUUCAGGAUCUCUCACAUAGGAAGGUGAAGAUGAUUGGUAAAGAAGAUGGUGAACUCUAUCUAUUGUCCAGCAAAUCAAGCUCAAAAGAUGUUAAUUUUUCAGCUAGUUGUUCUGUUUCUUUGAUUAAGAUAGCAUCCAACUUAGACAUAGCUUUGUGGCAUAAAAAGUUUGCUCAUGUAGCUAGUUCAGUAUUAAAGAAGUUACUGUCAUCAGACUCAACUAGUAUUACUGACACAAUGAAUAAAUGCACUAUUUGUCCUUGUGCUAAACAAACUAGAAUAUCUUUUCCUAUUAACACUUCAAAAAAUUCUACUUGUUUUGAUCUAUUGCACAUGAACUUAUGGGGACAAUAUAAAACCCCUACUCAUGAUGGUCAUAAAUAUUUUCUUACUAUAGUUGUGACCUGUCAAGAUAUACUUGGAUCUUUCUUUUAAAACUUAAGUCAGAUGCAUACAUUAUUAUUCAAUAGUUCUUAGUUCAUUUUAAAACUCAGUUUGAUAAAACUGUAAAAUGCAUUAGAACAUAUAAUGGUAUUCUUAAAUACUAUUCUCUCAACCUUGUUUAACUCUUUGGAUAUUAUACACCAAACUACAUGUGCCUAUACCCCUCAGCGAAAUGGCGUUGUUGAAAGAAAACACAGACACAUUCUUGAGCUCACAAGAGCUAUCAGAUUUCAAGCAUAUAUUCCACUCAAAUUUUGGGGUUUGUGUGCUCAGGCUGCUGUAUAUAUCAUAAAUAGACUACGAAGUUCUGUUAUUAACAAUAACACUCCUUAUACAAUGAUAUUUCAUAAACUUUCAUCUUUAUCACAUCUUAGAGUAUUAGGAUGCUUAUGUUUUGCCAAAGCAUUACAGGAAACUGAUAAACUUAAGAGUAUGUCAAGGAUAGCUAUUUAUAUGGGCUAUGCUUUUACUCAAAAAGGAUAUUUACUAUAUGAUCUAACUUCUCAUACUUUCUUUGUACACAGAGAUGUGUUGUUCAAAGAAGAUGUAUUCCCACUAAAUUCACAAGAUCAACACCAAAUACCAAUAUUUAGGUUCACUGGCCUAAAUGGUGAAGAAAUGACUCAUAGAUAACAUGUUGCUAGAAUAACUCUUGCUCAUGCUCAGGAACUAAGCUCUUCUACAGAUGUUCCAUAUGUACCUACACCAGCUAUGGUGCAGGAUGCACAUGUACCAGUUGUUCUACAAAAAGAGAGCAGAAGAUCCUCAAGAGGUAAAAGUCAUCCAUUAUGGAUGAAGGACUUUGUCUCCCUACAUGCUCAACAAACACCCUAUUCACUGGACAAGUAUAUCUUUCUUAUGACAAGGUAUUUAAGAGUCAGGGGGAUAAUAAGGUGUGUAGACUCACUAAAUUCUUGUAUGGACUAAAGCAAGCUCCAAGACAAUGGAAUGCAAAGCUAUCUCGGGCACUACUGAAGUUUGAAUUCAAGCAAAGUGGGCAUCAUCAUUCUCUGUUUAUAAAAAGGACUACUACAGCUAAACCAACUGGAACACCCAUUGAUACCAACACUAAGCUGACUGCAAAACAGUAUGAUGAUGAGGUUCACAAGUCAGCAGGUUCACAAAGGACUGGGGAUGAUCCCUUAACAAAUCAAGGAACUUAUCAAAGAAUUAUAGGCAAGCUACUUUAUCUAACCAUGACAAGACCUGACAUCUCAUUUGGAGUUCAAACACUAAGACAGUUCUUACAACAACCAAAGAGGUUUCAUAUGACAGCAGCAUUAAGAAUUAUAAGGCAUGUGAAGAAUCAGCCAGGUCAAGGUGUUCUAAUGUCCAAUAGUCCAGAAAAUACUAUCACUGUAUAUUGUGAUGCAGAUUAGGCCUCAUGUACUCAAACAAGAAGAUCAGUCACAGGAUAUUUUGUGCAGUAUGGAAGUUCACUAGUCACAUGAAAAUCUAAUAAGGAGUCAACUAUCUCAAGAAGUUCAGCUGAGGCUGAAUAUAGAAGCAUGGCAACCACAGUCACAUAAAUCAUAUGGCUUCAAGGGUUGAUGAAAAAACUCAACAUUGAAGUAUCUCUGCCCAUCAACAUAUAUACAGACAGCAAAGAUGCUAUACAACUGGUAGCCAAUCCGGUUUAUCAUAAGAAAACCAAAUAUAUUGAGAUUGAUUGCCAUUUUAUAAGGAAAAAAAUAUCUCACAAGGACUUGUCUCUACAAAGUACAUUCCUACACAGGAUCAACCUGCUGACCUUCUCACCAAAGGGCUCACUAAAUUGCAAUUACAAUAUCUCAGUUCCAACCUAGGUGUUCUUAAUAUCUUCUCACUUCCUAGCUUGAGGGGGGGUGUUGAGAAUGGCUAAGCAUAUUACCAAUACACAAGUUGGGAGAUUAGAGUAGUACUCGCUGUAGAUUCCAAUUUACAGUUAUUGGAAUUCACACUUACAGUAACUAGCCGUUAGGUAAUGUAGUUAGGUAGUUAGUAAGUAACUCACAAGUCAAAUUAGUUAAUCUACAACUAUAUAUAUAUGAUCUGUACAUUGUAAAUAAGAUACAAAAUACGCAAUACCAAAUACUCUUCUUCCCUGCUUCUUUACUUCUCCAAUCUUCAUCUUUUCUUUAUGCUUCCUCUUCCUCUGAGUUCUCAGUCAACUUCUUGUUGAUAUUCUUCAUUCAAUUCUUGUAAAACUACAAUACUACGUGAAUUUUAUUUUGCUCUAUAAUCACCACUAAUAUACAUAUUAUGGUACAUCAUAGCUAUAGAUUCUUUUUAAUAAAAAAUGAGUACAUCUCUAUAUAGUCAUUAGUUAAAGAUAUGUCUUUUCGUCACGAUAAUUUCAUGACAUGUCGAUCUUUUGUAUUGAAAAAUAAUGAUAAAGUAAUAAAAAUUAAAUCAAAUUUUGAAUUCGCGUUUAAUUUUAAUCUGACUUGUUAGUCAUUCCUAGGCCAACCACUUCAUUGGUUUUUUUUUUUUUUUUUCAUAAAAGAGUACAUUAAAUUUAAAAUGAUGGAAGAAAUAAAAAAUAAAAAAACUAUGGAACUUAAAUCCAUUUAUAUCCCUCUGUAUAUAAAUAUAACAUCUCAUUCUCCUCACUUCACAUAGAGAAAGUAAUACUACUGCAUUUUGUAAUAAUGGCUCUCACCGGAGUGACAUUCUUAUUCACUCUCAUGGUGGCCGCCGCCGUCGUCACUUUUCCGGCGAACGGCUGCUCUCCGGCAGACCAAGCAGCAUUAAUGGAUUUCAAAGCAGCUCUUAAAGAGCCAUAUUUAGGCAUUUUCAACACAUGGACAGGCAGUAACUGUUGCCAAGGUUGGUAUGGUGUUAGCUGUGACCCGACUACUCAACGGGUCGCCGACAUUGUUCUUCGGGGCGAAUCUGAAGAUCCGAUGUACGAGAAAGCCGGCCGGUCUGGUUACAUGUCCGGUUCACUAUCCCCUUCUCUAUGCAAACUCGACCGGCUCACUACUCUCAUCGUCGCUGACUGGAAGGACAUCUCCGGCGAAAUCCCGGAUUGUGUUACUACAUUACAGAAUUUACGCAUCCUUGAGCUCAUCGGCAACAAAAUCACCGGUCAAAUUCCGGCGAAUAUCGGGCAGUUAAGUAAACUCACCGUACUUAACCUAGCUGAUAAUCAAAUCUCCGGUUCAAUCCCCAGUUCAGUUGUCAACUUAGGUAAACUGAAACAUCUUGAGCUUAGCAACAAUCAUCUUUCCGGUUCAAUCCCGGCCGACAUAGGAAAACUCGGGAUGAUGAGCCGGGCUCUACUCAACAAAAACAAACUCACCGGUUCAAUCCCCAACUCAAUCACCCAAAUCCGCAGGUUAGCCGAUUUAGAUCUAUCAAUGAACCAAAUAACUGGCUCACUCCCGGUUCAGCUUGGUUCAAUGCCGGUUCUCUCAACACUUAACCUCGAUUCGAAUCAAAUCUCCGGUUCAAUUCCCACUAAUCUACUUAGCAGCUCCGGGUUAAACAUCUUAAACUUAAGUAGAAACUCAUUAGAAGGAGUAUUACCAGACGUUUUUGGUUCAAAAACUUAUUUUACACAUUUAGAUUUAUCAUAUAAUAACCUUAGAGGUUCUAUUCCAAAAUCAUUAUCAUCAGCUAAGUACAUUGGUCAUUUGGAUUUAAGCCAUAAUCAUCUUUGUGGCCCGAUUCCAAACGGGUCUCCAUUCGAUCAUCUAGAAGCUUCAUCUUUCUCUAACAAUGAUUGUUUGUGUGGAUCGCCAUUACGUACUUGUUAAUUUUUUAAAUUAAAGUCUGGGAGUUUGUAACUAAUCGAAAUUAUCGAUUGGGUUACGCAUAAUUGUAUGUGUAUUAUGUUGUAAUUGUAAUGGUAAAGAGAUGUUCCAUA